UGUUUGGGAAACACGUCGACUACACGCGAGUUGUCUGGAUCUACCGGGUACACGCGUGCUUGUUGAAAUUCACUGACGUGUUCAAGUAUUUGUGUUGAAGUUUCUUAAUCGAGUGAGAAGACCAGCUGCAGGUGUCGUUUUUCAGUAUAUCCGAAAAUACUCCGUUUGUUUAGACCGAAGUGAUAAGACGAAUUUAAAUCAACGUGUAGAAUUCCCAGAUCUGUCACUGAAGUGACAUUUAGAAUUUUAAGGGAGUGAGAUUGUAACAGGCCGAAACCUUCAGAAAUGCUUCCUACGGUAAAAGUUGGGAUGGUUCAAGCAUUGUCGCUGUUUGUGAUUUACAGUAUCUUUACAACAGCCAGGGCAGCUUUGAAAGAAGGAGAGUGUGAAGUUUGUAUCAAAGUUCUGAACAAGUUCAAAGAGACGCUCUCAGACCAGGAUGUAAAAUCAACUGAUACUAUUGAAACAAAGUUCAAGAAAUUCUGCAAGAACCUUCGUUUGAAAGAAGAAAGAUUUUGCUAUUAUGUCGGGGGCUUGGAGACUUCAGCAACUACAAUCAUCCAGGCUAUCUCAAAGCCCAUGAGCUACUUCAAGCCCAAUGAGAAGAUCUGUGAGGAACUCAAGAAGAAGGAUAGCCAGAUCUGUGAGCUGAAAUAUGACAAGCAGAUUGACCUUGCCAAGGCUGACUUCAAGAAACUCAAGGUCAAGGACCUGAAGAAAAUACUGGAAGGGUGGGGUGAAUCGUCUGCUUGCAAAGGAUGUGCUGAAAAAUCAGACUUUGUACGUGUCAUCAAGGAACUGAUGCCCAAAUAUGCACCAGAGGCUGCCAAGCAGAGAGAAGAGCUUUGAUCACCGUGUCGUUUUAGAACUUGAAUUUCAUGAAAGGGUCAUUUCAAUUCAUGUAUAACACAGAUUUGCAUACAUCUAAAUAAUACAACAUAAAUACUUUAGCUUUUUGUUGAAAGUGAAAGUUUAUUAAUAUAAAAAAACAAUUGAAUUUUUUUUUUUAUCAUAGUAUCUUGACUGCUAAUAAUUUCGGUGUGUCAAGGACAAAGUAUGUUUUUGUCAAGUUCCCAUACC
This is a messenger RNA of Haliotis rubra (blacklip abalone), 1080 nucleotides long. Its product is annotated as mesencephalic astrocyte-derived neurotrophic factor-like. Bases 286 to 849 code for a protein of 187 amino acids. Lineage: Eukaryota; Metazoa; Mollusca; Gastropoda; Lepetellida; Haliotidae. Gene Ontology annotation, cellular component: endoplasmic reticulum. The record is from RefSeq and is a predicted model, not a curated record. The transcript has 4 exons. Gene Ontology annotation, biological process: dopaminergic neuron differentiation; neuron projection development.